This is a messenger RNA of Ctenocephalides felis (cat flea), 1047 nucleotides long. It is a transcript of the gene Uch-L5, whose product is annotated as ubiquitin carboxyl-terminal hydrolase isozyme L5. The coding region runs from base 65 to 1036 and encodes 323 amino acids. Lineage: Eukaryota; Metazoa; Arthropoda; Insecta; Siphonaptera; Pulicidae. Gene Ontology annotation, cellular component: cytoplasm. Gene Ontology annotation, molecular function: cysteine-type deubiquitinase activity. The transcript has 6 exons. Gene Ontology annotation, biological process: protein deubiquitination; ubiquitin-dependent protein catabolic process. The record is from RefSeq and is a predicted model, not a curated record.
AUCGUGAAUCGUGAGUUUUCAUAUUUUCACAAUUUAGAAAUAGAUAAAUUAAAAUAUAAAUAAAAUGUCUGAAGAAGCUGGAAACUGGUGUUUAAUAGAAAGUGAUCCUGGUGUAUUUACUGAACUCAUAAAAGAAUUCGGAUGCAAGGGGGUACAAGUCGAAGAAAUUUGGUCAUUGGAUGACGAGCAGUUUGAUAAUUUAAAACCUGUACAUGGUUUAAUAUUUUUAUUCAAAUGGAUUCAAGAUGACUCGCCUUCUGGCUCAAUUGUACAUGAUGGUAGACUCGAUAAAAUAUUCUUUGCAAAACAGGUGAUCAACAAUGCAUGUGCAACCCAAGCAAUUCUAAGUCUUCUUUUAAAUUGCAAGCACUCCGACUUAACAUUAGGCCCCACACUGACAGAAUUCAGAGACUUUUGUCAAUCCUUCGAUCCACAUCUCAAAGGAUUAACACUGAGCAAUUCUCAAACAAUUCGUACAGUGCAUAAUUCAUUCGCUAGACAGACCCUAUUCGAAUUUGACCCCAAAACAGCCUCAAAGGAUGAUGAUGUCUAUCACUUCAUAGGAUAUAUUCCUAUAGAAGGCCGAGUUUAUGAAUUAGAUGGCUUAAAAGAUGGCCCAAUUGAUUUGGGGCCUGUAGCAAGUAAUCAAGACUGGUUAGAUGUUGUAAGACCCAUUAUAGAGAAGAGGAUUAACAAAUACAAUGCUGGUGAGAUCCACUUCAACCUCAUGGCUCUAGUAUCGGACAGAAAAAUGAUCUACGAAAGGAAGAUCUCAAUGUUACAAAAACAAAUGGAAGAGAGUGGUAUGGAGACAGAUGAUGCACAAUCUGAAAUAACCCGACUGAAAAUGCUAAUAGAAGAAGAGGAAGCAAAGAUAAAACGCUACCAGAUAGAAAAUAUAAGAAGAAAACAUAAUUAUCUUCCAUUGAUUGUAGAGUUAUUGAAAAUGUUGGCAGCUGACGGUCAGUUGAUGCCUCUAUAUGAGAAAGCGAAGAAACGUGCUAUGGAAAGGGAUGCCGCGAAGAGCAAGUCGUAGGGAAUGGAUGA